CUCAUUCAUAGUCUAAUGUAAUCAAUACAUCCUUGCGCAAAUUUAUGAUGUUCUCUCUAAGUUCUUACUCGGUGAGCGAGGGGCUUCGCCUAAAAACUCGCCCCCCGAGCUGCCAUCCAGGCAGGCCAGGUCGCACAAAUUCUCUCCGCUCAACAAUUCUUGGCCCGUUAAGAAGAUCACAUGAAAAAUCACACGUUUUCUUUGUCACUUGACCUAAUUGAAGGCCUCUAUCUUCUGGAACUCGUACGAUAUUUUGCCCCCGUUUUCGGUGAGAACUUCACCCUUAUGAUGCAAUGGAUUCGGGAAGAUGAAUGUCAACACAAAAGGAGGUGAGGUUCUCAAACGGUGCCUCUCAUACGAGAGGCGAAGGUUGUUGCUUCAACAUCGUCAAUUCCAAGAUGUCUUCAUCUUCAAAGACUCUCAGAACACCCUUUACGACCCCGGAAGCCUCACCACCACUUCCACAAGUAAAGCCUAGACAAAAACAUGUACCAUGUAUCCUCGAAGGCAUUUCCGCAGUCGGCCAAAGAACAGAUCCCCGAAGACCUACCGGAGGGAAAUCUGUGACUGUCUUCGGCAUCGAUCUCUCAGAGUACCUACUAGCUACAAGCAACGACCCGCCGCUAAAGAGAUUCCUGAAGGAGGAGAAUAGACUCGGAGAAAUGUCUUCUUCCCCUUGGGUAGCCAGGAAGAAUAAGUUAUGACGGAUACAAGGAUCAAUGAUGAGGAGGUGACAAGUAGGCUUGGAUGGAUUGUUCAAAUUACGAACCUUGGAGGGCAAGUUUUUGCGGCUUUGUACUCAGUCGCGGGGGAGUCUUUAUCUCUCGACGAGUAGUAUAUGUAAUUACCCACCAGUAAUGGGAUUGGUCAAUGAUAAAUGACUCAACUGCAAUGACCUGCCUAGUAUAGGUAUCUAAAUUGAGACAAUAUGAGCGGAG
This is a messenger RNA of Hyaloscypha bicolor E, 938 nucleotides long. RefSeq lists its product as uncharacterized. NCBI's taxonomy places the organism in Eukaryota, Fungi, Ascomycota, Leotiomycetes, Helotiales, Hyaloscyphaceae. The transcript has 2 exons. The record is from RefSeq and is a predicted model, not a curated record. The coding region runs from base 312 to 704 and encodes 130 amino acids.